This is a messenger RNA of Sphaeroforma arctica JP610, 656 nucleotides long. Its product is annotated as SUMO-conjugating enzyme UBC9. Gene Ontology annotation, biological process: protein sumoylation. The record is from RefSeq and is a predicted model, not a curated record. The coding region runs from base 42 to 518 and encodes 158 amino acids. Lineage: Eukaryota; Ichthyosporea; Ichthyophonida. Gene Ontology annotation, cellular component: nucleus. The transcript is spliced from 6 exons. Gene Ontology annotation, molecular function: SUMO conjugating enzyme activity.
CAUACGUUGAGCUGAGCACAGCUCCGGGUUGAACCGUUUCCAUGACAGGAAUUGCACAGUCACGCCUUGCCGAGGAGAGGAAGGCUUGGCGCAAGGACCAUCCCUUUGGCUUCUUCGCCAAGACCAAAAAACACCCCGAUGGUACAUUAGACCUACUCAAGUGGGAAUGCGGGAUUCCGGGAAAAAAAGGGACCAUUUGGGAAGGAGGAUUAUACAAACUUAAUGUUAUAUUCACCGAAGACUACCCAUCAGCACCACCAAAAUGCCAAUUCGACCCUCCGAUUUUCCAUCCCAAUGUCUACCCGUCUGGCACAGUGUGUCUGAGCAUUCUUGAUGCGGAAAAAGACUGGCGACCUGCUAUUAAUCUCAAGCAGAUCCUAAAUGGUAUCCAGAAUCUUCUCAAUGAGCCGAAUAUCAGCGAUCCCGCACAAGCCGACGCAUAUAAUUGCUUUCUGAAAGACAAGGCAGACUACGAGAAAAGGGUGAGGGCGCAGGCUUUAAAGAUGGUCAUGAGAUAAGGGGUACAUAUAAAAUCACGUACGCACCGGACAGAGUGUGUGUUCAAUCGCAAAUAUCAAUAGCAAUACUACUGGGAAGUAAAUAAAUAUGCGAUAUGAGGCGUCCUGUAUUUCUCUGUAUUGCUCAGCAAACAACUG